Messenger RNA from Botrytis cinerea B05.10, 2334 nucleotides. RefSeq lists its product as hypothetical. The transcript has a single exon. The coding region runs from base 522 to 2279 and encodes 585 amino acids. The record is from RefSeq and is a predicted model, not a curated record. Lineage: Eukaryota; Fungi; Ascomycota; Leotiomycetes; Helotiales; Sclerotiniaceae.
GAGGAUAUUGCUCCAGCGUCUGGUUUAGGAGUCUUGAUGGUUUGCUGAUAUACAUGUGUGUGUUUUGUGUCUUUCCAUGCAUCUUGCUCCCAGUCUCUGAGGAGCUCGUUAGAUUUAUGGAAUCUAAUUGGAAUUCCCAAACAAUCAAGACGUGAUUUGGUUUGGCAAUCUGGUUCUCAGGGCUCUGCGGUAUCGCUCAAUACCAUUGACUCUUUCUUGGAUUUUCCCAGCAAUCUAAAUUAUUCGUCCUGGCGGGCAGUGCAAAGUCGUCGCACGAGAAUUCGCCUAUCAUGGUUUCUUAUCUUCACGUGCAUCAGGAUCCUCCGUGUCAGCCCCCUAAUCGCGUUUUCCGUAUUCUAUCUUCCCAUUCAAGAGUUCUACUCAGGACAGGAGAGAAUUUAGGAGAAACUUUCCUUGAUAUCACGCUAUUAGCUUGACCACCCGUGCAGCUUCUAUGUCGUCCUAUCCCAUGAGUUCAAAACAAUUACGUAAUUACAACGUGCGACGAUUAUCAAGUUGAAAUGCGUCUACUCAAUGUCCACACGCGUCGAUUGAAAGACUUCAUUGCCACCAAAAUUCCCAGAUAUGCCAUUCUAUCUCACACUUGGGGUGGGGAUGAGGUACUUUUUCAAGAUCUCGCCAAUUCUAAACACAAAACGAAGAAUGGUUACGCGAAAAUCGAAGGUUGCUGCCGGCAGGCUAUCAUUGAUGGCUUUGACUUCGUUUGGAUAGAUACUUGCUGUAUUGACAAGAGCAGCAGUGCCGAAUUGUCCGAAUCUAUCAAUUCCAUGUAUGCUUGGUAUGAGAAAGCUGCUGUAUGUUAUAUCUACCUGAUAGAUGUUCCGUCCGGCCAGGAUCCAUAUGAAAUCGGUUCAGCGUUUCGAAAAAGUCGUUGGUUUACUCGGGGUUGGACAUUACAGGAAUUGCUUGCGCCUAGCAAGAUUGUCUUCUUUGAUCGGGAGUGGGAUAUGAUUUUCAAUGACUCCAUAAUGGCCAAACACGAAGACAGAAAGUCACGGAGGGCGGAUCUUCCAAGAGAACGCAUGGUCCUACUUGAAGAAAUCACGGGCAUUGGGGCUAAGUACUUUGAAAUUGAGUUUGGAGAAGCUAGCGCCCAAAUCGCUAGUGGUUGUAAAUUUUCGUGGGCUGCCAUGCGAGAAACAACUCGACCAGAAGAUGCCGCCUAUUGUCUACUAGGCCUCUUACAAGUCAAUAUGCCGUUGCUAUAUGGAGAAGGGAUUAAGGCAUUUCAACGCUUACAAGAGGAAGUCCUCAAAAAGAACCAAGAUCUCAGUAUUCUCGCUUGGGGAUUUGAUAUGACUUGGCGAGAGACUUCGUUACGGACAAACAUGGGUUUACGCUCUUAUGGUAUUUUGGCGCCGUCAUCUCAUUAUUUCAAAAAGUUCCCUGUUUCUCUCUCAAAAUUUGAUAAUCACUUAAAAUUGGCUACUCAUUCUAUGAUGACAAACUUGGGGUUAAACAUAAACUUACCUCUGAUGUGUAUCAGUUCAUCGCUAGGUAUUUAUCUUGCUUUCAUCAGUGGAUGGGCAGUUGCAAGGCUUGGGAACAAGCACGAAGCAUUCGUCUUACCUCUGCUAAAACGAGAAGAUCAACUUUUCGAACGUCUUCCUGGAAGCCCGCCCGUCAUUUCCGUCACGUUAACCAAAGGAUCAAAUCGAAAAAUCAAAUGGAAAUCAAUAUAUCUCAUUGAACCCAAAAGCUCACCCUCGACUUGGAAGUCCCGAAAUAUCAACCCAAUCAACGAUCUGGAUUUCUUAUUUUUUCAUCCUACUCAAUACACCAAUGAACAGUCCGGCUUUCAAUUAUAUCAUAACCAGAUGAGCCGCGCCGGGUUUUCAGUAAGAAGUGUAUUUCCGCCUGGGUUUAAAGACUCGGCGUCCCAUCUCACAUGGGAAUCGCUGUCGAGAAAUUUUGAAAUCGUCUUAGUUCUCUCGAGGAAUGUUACCGAGUGCUGCAUCGUUUACAUCAAGGGACGAACCACGAGCAGACACCGUAUCCGAAUAAGCAAAAUGGCGAUUGCACGUAGUGAGCCCUCGCUUGCGGCAUGGCAAUGGCCGCAUAACCUCGCUAUGACGGUAGACUCAACGGAUCUGGAGUGGGCUUCCACUGUGAGCUUUGAUUCUGACCCGGAUAGAAAAAGUGAGUGUGCGUCGCUGGAGUUGAGCACGGGAGUGGCGAGUUGGCAUGGAAAUUUCGUGGGGAUCGUUAUCAAUCAUCGUGUGCGAGCUCGGCGACAGAAUAUUGGAAUUGCGCUUUGAAAAUGAGAAUCUUUAUGUGGGUUAUUAAGUACAUAGAUCAGCAACUAUUAUAUGA